Molecule: messenger RNA, 2523 nt
Organism: Lindgomyces ingoldianus
Lineage: Eukaryota; Fungi; Ascomycota; Dothideomycetes; Pleosporales; Lindgomycetaceae
Product: ankyrin
Exons: 5
Coding region: 1-2523 (840 amino acids)
Molecular function (GO): protein binding
Source: RefSeq, a predicted model, not a curated record
AUGGAUCCUAUCACUAUCAUUAGCUUGCUUGCCUCGCUCACCAAUCUGAUUCAUGCGAGCAAAUCGGUGAUAGAGGUUAUCAACACCUUUAGAGAUGGCGACAAAGACCUACAGAAGUUGCUUGAAGAUAUAUCUGUUUUCACAGAAGCCUUGAGCGGAUUCGAACGUGUCCUACGGAGUCGGCAAACCAUUCACAGAAUAUCCGGACCGGUCAUGGACAGCAUGCUCCAAAAUUCAUUUAAUACCAUCAAAGAUCUCGAGGAUCGUUUGGAACAAUCACUAAACUCCAAGGUCUCAGCCGUCCGCCGAAUGAAAUGGGUCCAGAAUACGUCCGGGAUCAAAAGGCUACACGACCGGAUAAAGGAGCAGCACUCGAUGCUUCAAACAUUCCUCGCCAUCACUCACGCAGAGACUUUCCUAUCAGUUGCUUGCCAGUACCCGCAAUACAUGUUGCGAGGCUCUGCGGUUGAUAAUACCGCAGCUGUGGACGACAAGGCUACGGCAUCGACCAAUCUACAAGUUCCAGCGACAACGUAUCGAUCGCGGCGAAUUUCAAAUGCUAGCUCAUUAGCCACGAUUGAAAGCCUUGCGGACACGAUGAUUUCAUCCUUCGAUUCGCUAACACUCGUUAGCUCAUCCUCAAGCUCAGGGAGCUCUAACAUCUUCUCGCGCCAGUCGUCCGAGAUUCCCUCGAACACUAGUCAGGAAACUAACGAGGGGCUAUGUCAGGUAAAUACAAGGCCCGAGCUGGGCGAUUCUCAAGAAAUCUUAGUGGUCCGCCAAGCGUGUCGCUACAACUGCUAUUGCAUAUGCCAUACCCAAGAUGUUACCAAGCUUCGCCAAGGCCUUGGGAAACGUGCAAAUGCUAAGGUGCGUUGCAGCGUGCCGGAUUGUCUAUCCAAUGCAACAGUAGAAGAAAAGUACGCCAUCCAGUCGAAGUCCUUCCUCAAAACUCUAAGCAAGGCCAUCUUCUCGAAAAGCAUAAAUGUUCGCCAUGAAUUGAAGACAUAUCGCAUGGUUCCAGAAGGCUCAGAAGCAAUGCGGUAUGUGAAGCACGGGAAUUUAGGGAAGCUAAAAGCUUGCAUCGAGUCCGGCCAGGCAACAAUCUGGGACACUGCCCCAGAUGGAUGGUCAUUGCUCCAUACAGCUGCGUACAAUCGACAACUACCAAUUGUGAAAUACCUCAUUGAGUUAGGUGUUGACACCGAGAGCGGAGAUGUCGGAUCAAGGAAGCCGGCCGAUCUUGCCAUUCUCAAAUCAAUUGGUCAGGACGCAACUCAGGUAGAGCACGAUAUCGUCGAAGUAUUCUCGCAAAAGGAUGGUUUCUUAAGCGAUUUUGAUUUUACUCCCAUCCAUAUCGCUGUUCUCGAACUCUAUUCUGCUUCAGACUCUGAACGCCCUUCUCUUGAGUCGCUUAUUCAGCUAGUCGAUGAUGCCAACAACGCACCCGUAAACACGAGCUGGUCAGAAUGGAAAUUAAGAUAUAAGAAGCGAUCACCUUUGUUCUCUGCCAUAAUUGAAUACUUCCGGGCCUCGGCAUUCGGUCAACCAGAAGGAACCAAAAUCAUCCAUAAUCUCGUUGACCAGAGGGAUAAGAAAUACAGCUGGACACCUCUCCAUUGGGCUUCUGCUGCAGGUCACGUGGAAAAAAUGCGGGUCUUGGUACAGUUUGGAGCAGAUCCGACACUACUGUCAAACUUGGACGCGAACAUACUACAUGCGGCGGCCGAGUCAAAAAUUGGCAGAGGCUUGGCAGGUGCUCUUGAUAUUUGGAGACGUUGCCCGGACCAGCUAAAUAUCAACCAAACUAACAGAUGGGCCGAGACACCAUUACACGUUGCCUCCUGGUGCUCUGCCGCUUGCGUAUCGCUUCUACUGGAGGCUGGGGCCGACACUGAUGCGCAACAAGAGGAUGGCCAGGUUCCUCUUCAUUGCGCUGGACUUUCUGGACGAAGCCUGGACAGGAGAGAUAUCGUCUCACUCUUGUGCAAUUCAAAGAGCAAAAAACACAUCAACAUUCAGGACGCCGACGGUCGGCCUCCGAUAUUCGAUUUCCUCGACGACCAAGAGUGCAUCGAGAUACUUCUCCAGAAUGGAGCUCGUCUAGACUUGACCGACGAGUCUGGCAAAAAUAUCAUCCACCACGCUUGUAUACAAGACGAAAAGGAAUCGCUGAAGCUGUUAUUAUGCGAAGCUGGGGACACCAACAUAGCUACUGCAAACGAUCUCAGCGGCAACAGCCCUCUCAUAGAAGCUUUCUGUAACUCCAGCAUUGAAUGCGCUUUGAUAAUGCUCGAGCUUGAUGACGUAGGAGAUAUCAUCAGCAAAGAUGGUUGGGCAGCUGUUCAUUACGCCGCAAAAAUCGGGGACGAGAGAUUGCUAGAAGCAGUCCUCACGCACUCGAGUUUCAUGAAAGGUAUGAAGACUAUGGACGGGAAAAGGGUUGAUAUGGUGGCCAUGGAGUCUGGUACUUGGACUGGAAAAGUUAAAGAACUGAUACGCAAGUAUGACUAUUUGGGCUAA